GGCAAUCGUGAUCCUCCCCUAUCCAGGCCAGGGCCACAUCAAUCCACUGCUCCAGCUCUCCCUGGCGCUGGCGUCCACGAUGGGAUUCCGCGUCACAUUCGUCAGCACCAGGAAGAAUCACGGCGCCAUUGUGCUAUCGCCAGAGGAUCGCGGCAUCGGCAUCCACCUCGCCACGAUUCCAGAUGAGAUGCUGCCGGAGUGAAGCAUGCAGGACAUCUCGAAAUUCAUCGCUGCUACCAGGAGGAUGGAGGAGCCGUUCGUGGAGCUGAUCGUUGGCCCAUCGUCGUCUUGCCCGGUGAGCUUCAUUGUGUCGGAUUCUAUCCUCGGAUGGGUGGAGGAAGUGGCUAGGAGAUUCGCAUUCUAUCCACUGCCAGUCGCGACGUUUCUAUCGGAGCAAGGUAUUCCUUUGCACUUGGCUGCUGGAAGGAUCCCCAUCGAUCGAGACACUGUGAAGAGUGACGAUGUUGUCUAGAUUCCGCGGCUUCCUCCUUUGCAUCCCACCGACUUGCCCGACUUCAUCAAGAGCUCUUUCGAUGACACUGGCUAUGACACCGCCAUUCUUCGCAACCAGGGGCUCAAAAACGCUGCCUGGAUCAUCGUCAACUCGUGCGAGGCUCUGGAAGGCAGCGAGAUCGCAGCAGCUCGAGAGCAAGGAUUUCCUCAGCUGGUUCCAGUAGGUCCUCUACUCCCUGCCGAGUUUUUGGAGGCUGACUCUAUCAAAUGGGAAUCACAGGAGCUCUCUGGGGAGAAGAGGACGUCUGCAUGGAGUGGCUAGACAGGCUCGAUCCUCUACGUUUCAUUUGGGAGCAUCUCGAGCAUCUCGGUGGCAGAACUGGAAAGUCUCUUCGACGGCUUGGAGAGAUCCAAGGAGGCGCGUCGCGAGAGAGCCAACAGGCACGGCCUCGUCGUUCGCUGGGCUCCUCAGCUGUAAGCUCUCCGACAUUCGUCGGUCUCAGCGUUCUUGACGCACUGUGGAUGGAACUCGACGCUCGAGAGCAUCUGUGCGGGCGUCCCAAUGAUCUGCUGGCCGUGCUUCUUCGAGCAGAGGUUGAACUGCAAGGACAUUGUGGACGUCUGGAAAGUUGGGAUUCGACUCGAUGAUCGUGGGAGAGAUGGAACCAGGGGUGACAAGUUUCCUGCAAGGGUGGAAGAGGUUGUUUGUGGGAUGAUCAGGGGUGAGCUGGGAUUGCGGACAAGGGAGAAAAUCUGGGAGCUUAGAGAUGGUUGCAGGAAAGCCUGACGUUUCCACCAGUGUGAAAGUCCAAAGCUCAACUCUUUUAUGUUUCUUUGCGAUUUCGGAUCCAUCUUGGGCCCAAGAAGAUAGAGUUUGCGGGUUCGCAGCCACCGGGGAUAUUAAGAAGUUUGCGCUGCCACAGCGUGGAGGCUCUUUACGCUGCCACUUGGCACUGAAAUCGCCACCGUCCACGUCCUGCUUAUUUGUUCUUGCGCGAGCUCUCAGUGGAUCACUUUUGCACUAUGGAGUCAUCGGAUGCAGCACCGCGCUUCGAGAUUUGUAUCGCGGUCGCGAGCAGCAAGCACAGCCCCGGGUCUGACAACGAUGCUGUGGCGAGCUAUAUCAAGGCGUUGAAGAAUAGUGGCCUCGUCGUUGAGAUCGAAGAGGGCUUGGAUUCGAUCAGAUUCAUCAAGAUCGCGGCACCUAUCGAGGUUGUUGGUCGCACAGCGGAGAAGCUCAACAUCAAGAAAUCGACUUACCUUGGAUUAGAAGUACCAUUUGUUUGGGAGAAGCGAGAUGCAUUUGUGCGACAAGCAAUCAGCAACUCGUUGUUUACCUGGACAGAAAAAUACAGUUGCAUGGAGUACCUGUUGUAUAGUGUGGCUAAUGAGAAAGACCAUCCUGUGAAGUUCACGGUGGGUGAAUCAUCGGAGCUAGAGCUAAAACCGGGAGAGAACAUGCUUGCAGUGCUCAAGGCUUCUGAAGUUGUUAAGGAUGUCUUCGUGCUUCACGAUGAAACCACGCGUAAUGAAUUGUUGAAAGGUUGGGCAAUGAAUUUCAAAGGGCUUACGUCGCAACCUGUAGAUGCCAUCCACGCGUAUUUCGGUGCCAAGGUGGCUAUAUAUUUUGCGUUUCUUGGAAUGUAUACGCAGUGGCUUGUCAUUCCGUCUAUAGUGGCGGCUUUCUUUUAUUACAAGGAAUCAAGACCAUGGGGAACUGCUCUCCCUGUAGCCCUUUCUGUAAUGACUGUGGUUUGGUCAGUGCUCUUCUUGCAGUUUUGGAAAAGAAAAAACGCAGCACUGCUUACAAGGUGGGGAGUUUCUUUAGAUCGCAGCGAAGGGCCUGAGGAGGCGGAGAACAUAGAUUUUGCGGCGGUGACAAACGAGGGCGGGAUACAGGCAGGAAGAAUCCAUGAGAUGGAUAUCAACAAGCUGCAGAAGCAGGCAUUUCAGAAGAAGGAAUGGCUGGAACAGCUGAAAAGUGCGAGAAAUAAUGGGAUUGUUAUUGUGGGAAUCAUAUUCGUUCAACUUCCUUUCGAGCUUGCAUACGCACACAUGAACAAGAUGGCAUCAUAUGAAGUACUAAGGUAUUUUUUAACGGUGAUAUAUCUCUUAGGAAUUCAAGUGUUUACCAAUCUUGGAGGGAAGAUUGCAGUGAAGCUUACCAAGACCGAGCACUAUGGUAGCAAAGAGGCUGAAUCAGAUGGACUCAUCUACAAGGUGUUUGGGAUUUAUUUCAUGCAGUCUUACAUCGGCUUGUUUUACCAUGCAUUGUUUCAUCGAGACUUCAUUGUGCUACGGCACUUCCUUGUUCAACGACUGAUAAUCGCCCAGAUAAUGAGCAACAUUUCUGAAAAUGUGGUACCAUGGUUCUCGUAUUUGUAUGCGAAACAUAAAGCUACGAAGCAUGACGAGGAACAUAAAAAAUCGGAUGACAAGAAAAUACGCUCGCCAGUCGAAGAGGAAUAUUUGAAACCAGAAUAUAGUUCCAGUGUUGGAGACGAUCUGGAAGAUGGACUAUUUGACGAUUUCCUAGAACUCGCCUUACAGUUCGGCAUGGUUACCAUGUUUGCUUGCUCGUUUCCCUUGGUCUUCGUUUUUGCUCUCAUCAACAAUUUGGUGGAGAUACGCUCGGACGCAAUCAAACUCUUGCUGAUGUUUCGAAGGCCCAGACCACGAGAGGCGGCAUCCAUUGGAGCGUGGCUCCAAAUCUUUCAGUACAUGGGUGUGGUGGCUAUCUGUACAAACUGUGCACUGCUGGUGUGCCUAUAUGACGAAGCUGGCCAAUGGAACGUAGAACCGGGGAUGGCCGCUAUACUCGUGAUGGAACACCUCUUGCUACUCGCAAAAUUUGGUUUCAAGUGCUUUGUUCCUGAGGAGCCCGCGUGGGUCAAGGCAAAGCGCGCGAGACGAGCCCGUCUCCAGGAGAAGUACACACUGCAAAUCCUGAAAGAUGGAAAACAUAGAGACUUGUAAAGGACGUGCUUUCGUAGGUUUGAAGUGUGAGCAGCUUACUCUUUAUACAAUUUGUCACAGUUUUGGAGCUCCUGCGAAAUAUUGGUACUUCUCUUUCGAUCAAUUCAAUUUGCUCGAUUACUGUU
This is a messenger RNA of Selaginella moellendorffii, 3554 nucleotides long. RefSeq names its product anoctamin-like protein Os01g0706700. Gene Ontology annotation, biological process: chloride transmembrane transport. NCBI's taxonomy places the organism in Eukaryota, Viridiplantae, Streptophyta, Lycopodiopsida, Selaginellales, Selaginellaceae. Bases 1477 to 3429 code for a protein of 650 amino acids. The record is from RefSeq and is a predicted model, not a curated record. The transcript is spliced from 18 exons. Gene Ontology annotation, molecular function: chloride channel activity.